Molecule: messenger RNA, 1194 nt
Organism: Corylus avellana
Lineage: Eukaryota; Viridiplantae; Streptophyta; Magnoliopsida; Fagales; Betulaceae
Product: protein ARV 2
Biological process (GO): sphingolipid metabolic process; sterol metabolic process; regulation of plasma membrane sterol distribution
Cellular component (GO): Golgi apparatus; cortical endoplasmic reticulum
Source: RefSeq, a predicted model, not a curated record
UUGUCUUUUAAAGAGAACACCACCGAAAGAAAAGGAACAAAAGCGGUCAGAAAAUGGAGUUUUAUCUGUUUUGGUCGAAGUAGUCAUAGGUAGAUGGGCCGAACCCAACGACUGGGAAGCCACUCCCUCUAGGCCUGCGUAUUGCCCAUACUCGCCAAUCCAAAAGGAAGAGUGGGAGACCGAGACACAGAUUACAGAUAGAUUUACAGCGGUGAACGUUUGAGAGAUCGAUGGAGUACCGGUGCGUCCAGUGCGGGUUUGGGAUCAAAACACUGUUCGUGCAAUACUCGCCCGGCAACAUUCGACUCAUGAAAUGUGAGAAUUGCAGGGCGGUCGCUGAUGGGUAUAUCGAAUGUGAAACCAUGCUUCUUAUAAUUGAUUUGAUUCUGCACAAGCCCAAAGCAUAUAGACAUCUACUCUAUAACAUGCUUAAGCAAGAACUUGCAAAUCUCGAGGGUUUAUGGUGGAAGUCAACUUUUGGUUAUCUUUUUUUGGAUGCUUACAGGAGUCUUGUUUUAAAAAGUAGUAAGGAAGAAUGGGGUUUGUCCAUGAGCUUUUCUUCAUUACUUUGGACUUGUGGAAAGAUUUUGACAGAUGUAUUUUUUGAGAACUUUUUGUUUCUUUGUACCUUUCUUCUUGCAACGAAGAUAUUUCUGAGCAGAUUACCUGGAGCCCCAAGGAACAAAGACCUUGUGCUUGCAAUCUUGAUUUCAAGUUACUUCAAGAUAUUUCUUAUUGCCAUGAUGGCCUGGGAGUUUCCAUCUUCUGUGAUUUUCAUCAUUGAUUUAUUUGUUUUAUCAUCCAACACAAUGGCAGUAAAAGUGAUAACCGGAUCAGCAAUGAGUAGAUGCAUAGGAGCCUGCCUCAGUGCGCAUGCUGUUAAAGUUUUGACCUCUCAGAUGCUCUAGCUAAUAUCUUUGAGAUAUGCAAGGUUCUUCGGUGGUUAAUACCCCUGAUAUGUCUUUUGAAAUACAGCUAAACAGAGAAUAACUUAUGUUUUAUCUUGUAUUUAUUAGUAUUUGUUUUUCCUACUGAUGCAGUGGCAGUGGGAUUAACCGGUGUGAGUGUAUAUGUAAAUUUGCGGAAUAGAAUUUGCAUCUAUGUUAUAUCCCCAUCAAAGUUGAAUUGGUCUAUUGGGGCUCUGAUUAGCAUUCCAAUUAAAAAAUUAGAAUUGCUGUGUGGAAUCAUUUUCAA